UUUUGGCUACGCUGAUCAUUUGCUUCAUGAUGAUCAAAGAAAAAAAAAGAACAUGGACUUGUUCCCUUUUAAAAGGCAAUUACGAUUGAUUUACCAAAUGUCAUAUUAUUUAUCCGUUAAGAUAUGCAACUUUCCUUUAAAAUGGAGAUUUCUGUAGCUCUGAGUUCAAACUCCCUUCAAUUCGCACUAGCAUUAUAAGCAAAACUUCUAUUAAAGAACACCACGACAUCUUUUUUAUUUGCAAAUAAAACACCACUACAUCUUGGACAUUGAUGAGACAACAAACCUAAAAGAAUAUGAAUCAAUUAUCCCCCUCUCAGUUACAUAGAUAAUUACGUUAAAAAAAGUUACACAGAUAAUUAUCCCUCUCUCAGUUACAUAAAUAAUUACAUGUGGUGCUUACAUCAUUUGAAUGUAUCCUUAUGUUACGAGUGAUAAUUCCUAAUUAUUUCUAGAUCGCUCUUACUUCUUGUUGCUAAUUUCCCAAUAUUUCAAGGUUCCUGAAAAGAGGCUAAGACUUGGUUGAGGAAGAGGUAUGGUCAUGCAUCUAACCAUACAGAUUCGAGUACCUGAAUUUUGGUGUCUAUUUCUUCUUAUCUUAAUAAAAAAAACAUUUUGAUCCUCCUAGCUUGCCAUUUUUUUAAACUCGCGCUAGGCGCUAGCACAGAUGGAAUCUGACUGUUGACCAAUAAAGCAGUAAUGCCCAUUCAGGAAUCUUGCAACUACAGAUUUUGCCAGUGUCGUAGACUUCUAGUUCCCACAGCUGUGCGUGGCUGCAUGCCAGUGUGUAGGCAUGUCUACCAGAGAAAUGCACGGACAGAAUUUCUCCUGCUGUGACGUGGGACCAUUCUACUACCUGCCCUGGCUCCGUCUAAUGCUAAAAAAGAACGAUGGUGGUUUCAUGAGACUGGUUGCUUGUCUAUGUAGAAAAAUGUGGCAAAUGCCAAUCUGAAUUUUCUGGAAAAAUGAACGGUGGGCACUGGUCUUGCCUAGAGGUGCUUUGCCUGUCUCUUUUCUUCUCCCUAUUUUCAAUCCUUCUUUUUUCCCUGGACAGAACUUCUGUAAAAUCACUAGUUUAAAGUCUCCAUAUCCCUGGGGAAAAACAUGUAGAACCGGAUGGAGAAGCACAACCUGAUAACCAUGAGACAUAAUAUCUUCAUUUUGGGGACUCGGGGAGAGGUCUAUAAAGCCUAUGCUACCUACAAGAUCUAUCCAUGCAGUCAACCAACGCAGCAGAGAAGCCGGUGGGCGAUCUCCAGUCUAUACUACAACAUGGGAGAGAACAGAAAGAUCACCCGGUCAAGGCUAGUGACAAGCAAGCUUCUGCACCGCCAGCACCUGCAUGGCCAUGGAUCUGUCUCUGAGGUAUCGAGCUUAGUGGAUGAAACCUUGGGGAAGAGGCCCUUGAAUGGGCAGAAGGAUACACUUGUAUACAGUGUGUUUGCUAGUACCUGGAAUGUCGGUGGCAUCACACCAUCUGAUGGCUUGGACUUGGAGGAUUGGUUGGAUACAAGAGCUAACGCCUAUGACAUCUAUGUUCUCGGGUUCCAGGAGAUAGUACCACUCAAUGCGAGAAAUGUUCUUGGUCCUAAGAAGAGCUGUGCAUCUGCAAAGUGGAACUCGCUAAUCGGGGAGGCACUUAACAAAAAGGAAAGAGAAGAAAGGGCAAAGUUGAACCAAGAUUCUACAAAUAGCGGUGCGAAGGAAGGCUCUAUGCAGGGAGAAGGCUUCAGAUGCAUCAGGAGCAAGCAGAUGGUUGGCAUAUUUACGUCAGUAUGGGUGAGAAGCAACCUUAGGCCACUCAUUCAUCAUCUUGAUGUUUCAUGCAUUGGUUCGGGCAUCAUGGGCUGCCUAGGGAACAAGGGUUCUGUUUCGAUCCGAUUUGUGUUGCAUGAGACGAGCUUUUGCUUCGUUUGUUGUCACCUGGCUUCAGGUGGCAAACAAGGGGACGUGCUGCUGAGGAAUUUGGAUGUUGCGGACAUACUUACAAGGACAUGGUUCCCUGGACUUGCAUCUCAGGAAUUGCCAGAGAAGAUCCUUGAUCAUGAUCAAGUAGUUUUGCUUGGUGACUUGAACUAUAGAAUAUCCUUGGAAGAGGCCGAGACGAGGUCACUGGUGAGAGCCAAGAACUGGGCCAUCUUAUUGGAAAACGAUCAGCUAUUGUUCGAGUUCUCAACAGGGCGGCAUUUUGAGGGCUGGCAGGAAGGCUUGAUCACGUUCUCCCCCACCUACAAGUACCAACCCAACUCCGAUCAGUACUACUGGUGCUUCGACAGUGCGCGGAGCGAGAAGAAGCGCGCUCCGGCAUGGUGCGAUAGGAUUCUGUGGCGAGGCAAGGGCCUGAAGCAAGUCCAAUACGAGACGUGCAGCUACAGGCUAUCGGACCACCGGCCGGUGAGAGCGGUUUUCCACGCUGAAUGCGAUGUAUUAUCAGAGACAGAGGGGAUGGUGCAGAAGUAAACAGCCAGGCUGCUGCGCACAAAACUCACCAAGCGAAGCGACUGAUGGUCUACGAAGAGAAGCCAUGCUCUGUUCAAUGAGAGUGAUGGCAUGGACGAUGCGACGCGAGUGUCAAAUCGAGAGAGAAUUGGACGCAAGAUUGGACCAAACGAGUAACCAAGAGGAAAAUUCUCCUUGAGAUGAAUAUGAAGUUUUUUUUACUCGAGAGGAUUAGAAUUUUCUGAACGCUGAUUGAGUUGUGUGCUGAAGAACUGCAUGGACAGAGUACCAGGAUCGGAGAAGAGGUGCUGGUUUUUUUUUUGGAUUUAUUCUGUUGUUGGUGAUGUUCAGAUUCUUUUUCGCUCGUUCAAAAACUAGUUUCUUCUGGGUUUUGGGCUUGUAUUGUACCUUCCAUCAUUAACCUUCAACUGAAAGAAUAUCAGCGACCCUACUGUCCUCUAAAAA
This is a messenger RNA of Sorghum bicolor (sorghum), 2904 nucleotides long. Its product is annotated as type IV inositol polyphosphate 5-phosphatase 9. The coding region runs from base 1117 to 2460 and encodes 447 amino acids. The record is from RefSeq and is a predicted model, not a curated record. NCBI's taxonomy places the organism in Eukaryota, Viridiplantae, Streptophyta, Magnoliopsida, Poales, Poaceae. The transcript has 11 exons. Gene Ontology annotation, molecular function: phosphatidylinositol-3,4,5-trisphosphate 5-phosphatase activity; inositol-polyphosphate 5-phosphatase activity; phosphatidylinositol-4,5-bisphosphate 5-phosphatase activity. Gene Ontology annotation, biological process: phosphatidylinositol dephosphorylation.